Porites lobata is the source of this 429-nucleotide messenger RNA. NCBI's taxonomy places the organism in Eukaryota, Metazoa, Cnidaria, Anthozoa, Scleractinia, Poritidae. The record is from the annotation of a GenBank genome assembly.
AAUCGUAUAUGCGCAACCCUUAAUCUACUUAAGUGUGAGUUUGACAGAGCCGUUGAGUCCCUUGAAGAACAGCAAGCUUGCACAGAGAUCACUUGCAAAGAUCUGAAACAAAAGCAAGAAAUGAUUACGGAAGAUGUGAAGAUUUGCUGGGAAACAACGCAGAAAUUGGAAGGUCUCUGUAAAUGUCUGGAGGCUAAAAGCGUUUUUAUGAAGGAGGAUUUGGAUUUAUUAACAACAGCCGUAAAAAGCUUAUCACAUUCAAUAGAUUUCAGUGAUAUUGUCUUUGAUGCCCCAGAGGAAACCAAGUGGUUUACAGGAAGAGAAAAGGAAAUUAAAAACCUUGAAAAGUUCCUUCCACUGAACGAAUGCAGCGGAUUGAAAAUGGCAGCCAUUUGUGGUCUCGGAGGAUGUGGCAAAAGUACUUUAGCA